This is a messenger RNA of Cladophialophora yegresii CBS 114405, 2601 nucleotides long. RefSeq lists its product as uncharacterized. Lineage: Eukaryota; Fungi; Ascomycota; Eurotiomycetes; Chaetothyriales; Herpotrichiellaceae. The record is from RefSeq and is a predicted model, not a curated record. The transcript has a single exon. Bases 1 to 2601 code for a protein of 866 amino acids.
AUGCCACCAGAGAUAGCAGACUCUGACGCCGAGUCUGAUCUUGGCUCACCCGACAAGCGGGCGCAUGUGCUCGGAAAGACAAGUGAGGCCGUCCACGUCCCACUCGCCUCACCAUCCGAAGUGGAUUUCGAUCAGUUUCUCGAUCCAACCCAAAGACUAUCGUCCUCUGCUUCAUACCAAGUCAAUAACAUUGUCCAAUUCGACGGUUCCAGCGACAACAUCGUCAGGUCUGGAGUCGAUGGGGCGAGUACGGAUACUCAUCUCACUUCACUCUCACUUCACAUGUCGCCCGCUGUAAAGGCCAAAAAAAGAGCUCACAGUGCUCUGCAGGAUGUCACCAAUGAUGCAUCGCAUGACAGCUCCGACAAGAAAGCAAAGUCUAAGAGGUCGAAGACAUAUGGCGCAGCGUCCAGGUCACGAUCUGCCUUGGGCGACGACCUAUUCGCACCGUCUCUAUCAUCAUUAUCAGAACUCAAAAACUUAGGACCAGAGAACACCGAUGCAUCUGCAGCAGAUCAACGAAUACCUGGCUCACCUUCGGCGCCCGCUGGGCCGAGCACGCUUGCGGCGACGACUUCACGUGGACAGGCUGGCGUCAUUUCAGCCCUUGGGGGACCCGUUCCCGAAGCAGCACCCAUCAUGACGACUUCGGUGGCUUCAAUGGGCCAAUAUCAAUCCAUCAACUUGGAUUUUCGUGGGGGUCUAGACGUUACCGCCAACCCAUUUGGGCCAAUGAGUCAGGUAUCGGUGGAAGGAGAGCCCAACCAAAGCGGAACUGAGAAUCGCAAAGGCUUGUUACAAGCCGCUGGAGAGCAACCACCACACGACUAUGUGAACCCGUCGAACCUCGAUGUACCAGAGGAACAACUACUGCCUCCGACGUCUCAGCCAUUCCCUCCACCAUUGGCAAUGGAUCAUGCCCAAGUGAUCCAGACUGCGGACUCCGCACCCACUCCAGACGCAGGCAUCGAUCCUCAGGCACCCGAGGCUAUAGCUGGAGCCACCGACCGCGAUACGGAGACCGUCCUUCCGUCCACGGAAAAGCCGGCCCCCAAAAAGCGUGGACGCAACGCCAAGAAUUCGUCGUUGUCUUCAACCUUACGAGCUCCAAGUUUCGGUGAAGAUGUCGACGAGCUCGCCCUCCCAAGUAUGCCACCACCCAACCGGCCUCGUCGGUCAACUGUCGACUCCCUGUCUCAAGCUUCAGAGACGUCAGGCCCGAUCUCCUCCACAAAAAGUCGAAAACGAGGAAAGUCGAAGCCGGCGGUUGUAGACGAUCCAGUAGAAGCCGACGAAUCAUCACCAGCGAAACUACCGGCCAACGAGCUCAACCUGAGUGAUGAAGUUAUAAUAGGGUUACCAAAAGAGGCCUACAAGCCGCGUCCGAGUCGCUCACGCUCGAAGAUUAUUGAGGAAGAAACCCCUCCGCAAAGGUCCGGCGAAUCAUCUCCAGUGAAGCCCACUUCCAGUGGGCCCAAUCUGAGCGACGAAGCAGCUAUCGGCCUGCCCAAGGACAACUACAAGCCUAGACCAAGUCGAUCGCGGUCAAAAAAGGUUGUCGACGAGGCACCCAGUCUCCCGCCUCCAGAAGAAGAGUCCGACCAUGGAACUCCAGCCAAAAGCAUAACUACUAGCAUCGCAGAGGUAGAAACACCUCCAGUGGCUUCGACCAAAUCCAGCACAAAAAAGGGCCGCAAAAGCAAAGUCAAGCGUGCGAAGACAUCGGCCGCAGCUCUCCUCAAAAAGGUGGAGCCAAUGCUCAGCGAGGGUGAAGAGGAUGUUGUGUGGAUGGAUACGAAGCCCGCUCCAGUGAAACUGGAUUUACCCCCUGAUUUGAGUGCUCUCAAAAAAGAGGCUGAUGUGCCGGGUUCCCACGAAGGUGAGGACGGCAGCCACAGUCACGAGCGCACGACAGGCAAGGACACUCACAUAACAAUUGAGAUACCCGGCCCGGCGGAGACUAAGAACCCUGCUGUGACAGAGCCUAAGAAGCGCGGCAGGAAGCCCAAGAAAGUACAGCAGAAGACGGAAGCGAAGGCGGUCGAGGAAGACGAGAAGGGCACGCAAGAGGAUAACAUGAAAAAAGCGCGACCGGCAUUGGCCGAAAAAUCCAGCAAUGUCUGUGAUCCAGGCCCAGGACCAGGGCCAGACAUCCUUAAAAGCCCGAUAGGCAAGGCCGCCAAAACGACUCCCACCGUUUCACCAUUCACGUCCCCCGAGCCGGAGGCAUCAAGACCACAGUCAAAGUUCACUGUGGCAAAGAAAGAGAAUCAACCCCUGACCACGCCAGCGAAGCCGAAAUCCGCCACCGCCCCGCCGUGCUCGGCCGAGAAAGGCCCAGCGAAGCACUCCCCGAUCAGCAGCCUCACGUCCUCUGGACGCAAGGCCAUCUAUCGCGUCGGUCUCUCCCGACGGCAGAACAUCCCGAGUCUCUUGAGAAAGGUGGACAGGGACAAGCCACCGCCCAAGAACGUGGCGAUCAAGCAGAAGGAGAAGAAAGUGAAAGUGGAUGAGAAUCAUGAUGGCGAGGAAGGCGGAGGCGGUCGGGAUCCCAGCGAGAUGAGAGGCGCAGAUGGUAUGUUGAUCGAGUGGGAGUUUUGA